GCUGGGCUGGGAGUGAGUGAUCAAUGUCUGUGCUGUGUGGGGAUGCUGCCCAAUGUUUCACCUGUUGCCAGCCUCUUAAAAAACCUUAGAAGUUUGAUUUACCCUGGAAAAAAUAUUCCCAGACUUCUCUAAAGAAGGAAAAAGGCUCCCAGUUGACUCCAUGGUCCUACUGCCCUAUCCCUCUUUGCCUGCGGUGGGCCUCCAGCCCAGCCCAGCCCAGGAUGGAAGGCAGAUCCCUGGACCUCUCAAACUCCUCUGCCUUUGCCAUCACCCGCCUUCACCAUCAUCCACCAUCGUAUCUGAACAUGCUGCAGGACAAUAUUGCUUAAAGAAGGAGAUGAGGAAGGAGGCCAAGCUGCCAGAGGAGACUUGGACAUGCCAUUAGCAGAGACAAGUUGGUGACAGGAACAGCUUGUGUUCUGUGUGGCUGUAAGCCCUACGAUCUGGGGCUCCAGCCAGGGCUAAAUGGUGACUUGUGUUGAGGUUAGAAAUGAGCAUUAGGUGCAGGGAUACUCAUAGCACAGGAGUGCUGUGUCCAGCCUCAGGAUGCUGUGAGAAGCUGCCCAGAGCUCAGCUCCUGGAAGGUUAUUUCACUUGCUGGGAUUAUUCCAGGCUGCUGAAACCAGGAGCAGGGCUUGGUGUGACAGCCAUCCUGCAGCCUGUGCAGUGUUAGAGCAGGCAGGGCCCUGGUCUGGUCCAGGGUUUGGUAGGUUUCUCAAGGGGUGAAAAUGCCAAUUACUCUUGAGGAGUUGCCAGAUGUUGGUGUAGGGACAGUAAGGGGCUCCCACCUGCUCUCAUGUCAAUGCCAUUUGCCCUCUGGUGAUGGGAUUAUACCUCCUUGAUUGCAGCCUUCCCAUCCCUGCUAGUUAACCCAGUGGCUUUGCCCCAGUCACACCAACCCCAUAGUGCCUGGCUUGGCAAGGGCCCUGUUUGUCAGCAUUGGUGGGGAGCCCAUCCUCAGUGAUGCUGCAGAGCCUCAAAUCUGGCACAGGCUCUUUGUGGGCAGGAAGGCACCCCUGGCCUUCGAACACCUGUGGCAUUUGGACAGCCAUGGCAUUUGGGCGCAGGGAUGGAUACUCAGCCAGGUUUCCCAGGCAGCAGCAUCUUGGCAGCCAAAUUCACCGACCAUCACCAUGGGGGAAUUAGGGGAGCCCCUUUCUGGGGAGCCAGGCACAGCACUGGGCUUAGUGUUUGGGGUGCAGCUAGUGGCUGCACUAGAGAGGUGGGGUCAGGAGCCCUUGGCUCUCACCCAGCCUCUCUUCUGAGCUGGCUGGGCAGCUUUGGUUGAGUUUCUUAACAUCUCUGUGGCUGAGCUCCUUCCCUGUCGAGGUGGGUGAAUCUUCUGAACAUAUUGGGAAACUGCUCCAGGAGCAGCCGGUCUGCCGGGAGGCUGCGCCGGGAGGAGCUGGCUGUGGGUGGCCACAGCGGACUUGCCUGUGGACAGAGAGGUGACAGGGAAGGGUGAUUCCUGCGGAAGAGGGAUGGACAUCACCUCUUUGGGUCUUGAUUUUGGCCAAGAUGGUGAGUCUGUCCUGAGCCCUGGCAUGAACCCAUCACGUGCAGAGGCAGGGCCACCCCGGGCCAUCACAGGGCAGGUUGGGUGAAGCUGCCACCUCCUGCCACCUCCGCCUUCAGCUCCAGAGGCUGCCACCGCCAUCAGAGAGACGGCUGCUGCUCUGCGGGAUAGCAGCUGAUUAGCUCCUCCAGCUGGUUUAGUGGCUUAUUGGUGACAGUCCCCAGGUGGAUUUCAUUUUCCCAAGAGAGUGUAUGCACGUAUUUGGUGUGUUUAAUGCACACUGUCCCUCUCCCACUGCUCAGGGAAGCAGAAUGGUGUUCCUGCAGUGCCCUUGCAGGGCUUUCCUGCAUGCAGGGUCCUUGUAGCAGGCAGUGUAGGGGUGGUCAGGACUGGUUAUUCAGGGAUGCUCCUGGUACAGGGACACUCGGGGUUGAUGCUGUGGCUGGCAGCACAGGGAUGUUCAUGACAGUGGGAUGCUCAGACCUGCAGCACAGGGAGGUUCAUGACACAGGGGUGCUUGCAGCCAGCAGUGUGGGGAUGUGAUAUCCCAGGACAAAGGGAUGGGAUGAGAGUGUGUGACACAGGACCAGCAAAAAAGGUUGUUUUUCUGGCAAGAAAGUGGAUCUCUAGUUAGGGAUUUGUGUGUUGUCCUGUUCAGCAACAAAGCCUUGCAAGUGAUGGAGCUCUGCUGUGACUGCCCUGGGUCGACAAAACCGGCAGGGGCGUCACAGCACAAAAACUUGCCUUCUGGAGCCUGACUGCCGUGUGAGAGCCAGGGCAGGAGCAUCCAAAGGGCAGGACUCCACAGGAUAUUUGGGCAUUUCCUUCCCCGGCCAAACCCAGGCAAGCACGUGUCACCGCUUCCCAAGGAGUGCUUCGGAGGGAUUGUGUCGGUCUCCAAGAGCUCGGGGCGAAGCUCACGGCUGUCCCCGCAGGAACGAGCUCUGCGUUGGAGGGCAGUGGGUGGCUCAGGGUGCCCGGUCCGCUGGCACAGGGGUCCUGGGCCGGCCGAGGGCACGCCUGGCUCCACGCAGCCGGCACAGCCGGCGCCAGGCGAGUGCCUCCGGAGGGUAAAUACGGGUUUGUGCCGGGCCGGCUGCCAGCGCGGCGGGUGAUGUGCCCGUCCCGGCCGGCCGCUCCCCGGGUGCCCCCCGCGCCCCACGAGGAGCCCAGCCCAACCUGGCAUCCCCGCCAUAGGAGGGCAGCCCGCGGGGAAACUGAGGCACAGGGGAAGGGGGCUGCUUGGGAAUGCGCCGCGCGGGGCUGUGCCUCAGCGGGGAUCCAGAGGCCGAGGCCCGGAGCCAGGCUGUGCCAGGGUUGAGGGUCCCGGCCCCGUCUGGUGCUGGGCGGCCGCGCUGCCUUCGCCACGGCCGGCGGCCGGCCCGACAUUUGUAAGCAAUUUGCCGGAGCGUUCCGGAGGUGCUUCCCGCUGCCGCUUGGCAGCCAGACGCCGCACAGAAGCUCUCCGGCUCCCUCGAGGCCUCGCUCAGGCCCGGCCCUGCGCUGCGGAGCCUCGUCCCGUCCGGGCAGGCGCCGGGGAACGCGGCGGGGCGGCAGAACGGGCGCGGAGCCUGGCGGGACCCCUCACAGGGAUCGCACUGGGGAGCAGGGCCGGGCAGGGGCAACCGCGGCUGGAGUUAACCCUUGGGGUGCGCCAAGCUGGGUUUUCCCUGGAAAUAAAUAACCCCUCCAGGGUGUCUUGUGUUUCAGCGCUGGGUCCGUGUUCUGGGCUCAUUCUCCCGGGAUAUGAGUGUGCUCUGGGGGGGGAUGGGGGUUGCGGAUCAGGCCUGAGAGCGCCCCUGCCCCAGUGCAAUCCCAAUGGGGGUGAUGAUGUGGCUGGGAAGGAUCUGGCCACACCAUCCCAGUGCUGUAGCUGGAUUAACCCUGCAGCCCUUUCCCAGCCCAGCUCUGCAGCCCCCUGGCCAAAGCUGUAGAGGCCAGACUGGGAGGGCUGUGGGAUUGGGAACAGCUUGGCCCAGCCUCUGCUGAGCUCCAGAACAUCUGUGUGGAAAAGGAUGGGCACGAACGGGAAGAGAAGGGGCUGAAGAAAUGUGAGGAAAACCUGGGGAAUUGGUCAAAAGAAGCAUAUGGAUGGAAUGAGGAGGGGGAAUGCAGGGAAAUGUCCCAUCGGCUGCCUUCCUGUCACCAGGUCCCUGGAAUUUGAGGCUGUGCAGCAGGAUGGCAGUGGUGGAGGGGUCCCAGCUGCCUAGCUGUGCUCUGCUUCCCCUCCAUCCCUCCAUUCCUCUCUUUCCCAUACCUUUAUGCUGGAGUGCCAAGACACUUUCCCACCCAUACUUCACCUUCCAGCCUUGCUGCAAACCCUCCAGCUCUCCAAGCAGUGAUUUACCCAGCUGCAAACCAGGGAUGCUUUCCCUCUCUGCCCAAGGUGGAUGCAGGCAUUUAGGAAGACCCUCAAAGGCAAUGCUGCUCCUGGCUCUGCUGUUUGUGACCUGUGGCUUUCUGAGCCACCCGCACCAUGUCCAUGUAGUCCUGCCUUGUGUCCUGGCCUGACUGGGCUGCUGGAGCAGGGAACGAAUUUGAGGAAUGUUGCUCAGGGAGAUGUGGAUGCUGACAGCAGCCUGGGACACCCAUCAUGUCUUUGGACAUCCCAGCCCUGCUUACUGGACCCCACUGGCCAGCUCAGUCCCCUUGAAGGUGGGGUUAGGGGUAGGAUUUUUGGGUGAACUCUCCUUCUUAAAACAGUGAGUGUUGCUCAACUCCAGGACCAGCCCCCAGGGGCUGUGGGAUGUUUCUGCCUCUUUUGGAGGUGCUGGUGCUCAUUGGGCAUCUCCAUCCAGCCCGUCUCUUUUCCCAGCAUUGCACUCCCAGUGGUCAUCACUGAGGGUCUGCCCCUCCUGCCCUGAGUAAGGACCCCUCUUCCUCCUUUCUCUUCCCCUUCCCAACCAUUUUCCAGUGGUAGUUUUCAGCUGCAGAUGGUGGGAGAAAUCCCAGUGGUUACAGUUCUCUAGGACUCGGAUCAGAAGUGGCCAAUUUACAAGUGAAAUGUUAUUUUUCCUGGCUGCUGAGGUCAAGGGAAUCGAUUUGUCCUUGAUGAAGACCCCAGAUCCUAAGCUAUUAGGGCUGGGAGGGGGAAGUGGGAGCUCUGCUGAGUGAUGGCUUUUGGAGCCAGUUCCUUUGGGAAGGUCUGUUGGAUUGGUGGCAGAGGCUCAAAGACAAACAGUCCCUGGAAGAGGUAAUUAGGGUGAUCCUGUCCUGAUCCCCUCAGCUGUGGUGAAGAGUCACGAGUCCUUCACCAGCAGCCACUCCAAGCUCAUUUUGUGUUAAUUAGGCUGUUUACACAACACUGUAAAUUGCAGUAAUGAACACCCCGGUCCUUGGUUUCCUUUAAUUAUCCAUUUGCAUGAUGAAUGAGCCAGCCCCCCUUCAGCUCUUCUUUUCCAGCAGAGGGGUCACACAGCCCAGUCUGGCUUGUGGGAUCUGCCAUGCAAGGUGGGCAGAGACCUUGGGAGAGAGGGAGAAGAGAAGGGAACUGAGGAGGAGAAGGAGAGGAAGGAAAAGGAGCAGGAUCUUUAGCCCCGGAGAUGUACCUGGCUGCGAGGAAAGGGGCUCCUUCCCCAGGACCGAGUGGGGUUUGUGCAUCUGUUUCACCCCAGGCUCCGAGCCUGACACUCGGACUUUGAUUUUCUGUAGGAAAAAGCACAGAAACCAUUCAAAGCAUUUAAUCCUCCCUGGCUCGGCGAUGGGGCUGCCUGGAAAGGCAGAGGAGGAGUGGUGGUAUUUCUUGGCCCCCCACAUACCUUCCCCUUUCUUUCCCUUUUGACUUAGUGGAUGAAUUCCAGAGAUGUUAAUCCGCUCUCAACCCCUCGGUGAAGAACAAAAUGUCCUCUCUGUGUGGGAGGAAGGAAUCCAUUCGAAUUAAUUGCGGGAAGGAUCAGGGAGCUGGGGGUGCACUGGGGGUGCGUGUGAGGCUGUGCUGAGGGUGGGCUGAGCAUCCUCUGCUGCCCAGUGGUCCACAAAGGAGGAGGAGAUAUGGGCAGAGGAAUAGGGAUAGCCAAGGUGGCACAAUCCUUGGGUCCCUGAAGGGGAGGGAAGGCCGGGCAGGGGGCUGGGGAUAUCCAAGGUAGCACAAUCCUUGCAUUCACAGCUGAAAGCUUCAGCCUCUGCCCUGGCCAUAAAAAUGCCAACCAUGUGGUCUGUGGGCCAGGCCUCAGUGGCAGUGGCGGGCACAGGGAGCGAGUGGGGGGCAAAAUGGCCCCACUCAGCAGUUUUGGUGUGUCAGUGCCUAUAAAGGGGAGGGAAGCGCUCACUGUUCUGCCAAGCCAGGGUGGCGGGAGCUGCGGGGUCUGACCCAUCCCGGGGGCACACAUGGAUAGGGCAGGAGAGAUGGAGGGAGGAAAGUGCUAAGCUCGAGCUGGGUCAGCCCACUGAGGGUUCGUGGAGGUAAAAGUGGAGGCAGAGGAGAGUAAGGAGAGACCCCCGGGAUGGGCCAGGCGCUGUUCUGCGCGCUGGGAGAGCUCCUGGGAUCUGCCAAGCGCCUGAACGUGAACUACCAGGAUGCAGAUGGGUUCUCAGCGCUGCACCACGCAGCCCUGGGCGGCAGCCUGGACCUCAUCUCGCUGCUGCUGGAGGCACAGGCCACCGUGGACAUCAAGGACAGCAACGGGAUGCGGCCCCUGCACUACGCGGCGUGGCAGGGCCGCGUGGAGCCCGUGAGGGUGCUGCUCCGUGCCGCCGCCUCCGUCAACAUGGCCUCGCUGGACGGGCAGAUCCCGCUGCACCUCUCAGCGCAGUACGGCCAUUACGAGGUGUCGGAGAUGCUGCUCCAGCACCAGUCGAACCCGUGCCUCAUCAACAAGGCGAAGAAAACCCCGCUGGACUUGGCCUGCGAGUUCGGGCGGCUGAAGGUGGCCCAGCUGCUGCUGAACAGCCAUCUGUGUGUCGCCCUGCUGGAGGGACAAUCCAAGGAUGCCACUGACCCCAACUACACCACUCCGCUGCAUCUGGCAGCCAAGAACGGGCACAAGGAGAUCAUCAGGCAGCUGCUGAAGGCUGGGAUUGAGAUCAACAAACAGACAAAGACAGGCACAGCCCUGCACGAGGCCGCGCUCUACGGAAAAACAGAGGUGGUGCGGCUUCUGCUGGAGGGUGGAGUCGACGUGAACAUCAGGAACACCUACAACCAGACAGCACUGGAUAUUGUCAACCAGUUCACCACCUCACAUGCCAGCAAGGACAUCAAGCAGCUGUUGAGAGAGGCAUCAGGAAUCCUGAAGGUCCGAGCUUUGAAGGAUUUUUGGAACCUCCAUGACCCAACUGCUCUCAAUGUCCGAGCAGGAGAUGUCAUCACGGUCCUGGAGCAGCAUCCAGAUGGCCGAUGGAAGGGGCACAUCCACGACGCUCAGAAAGGCACUGACCGGGUCGGGUACUUCCCCCCCUCCAUUGCUGAAGUCAUCAGCAAGCGGACAGGCAUGGUUGUCCCGCGCGUGGCACCCGCGCAGCAGCGCCAGGGUCCCCCCGGGGCCCUCCCGACCCCCCCUGGGGGGCUGCAGCACCUCCCCGACGAGUGUCCACACCCGGCAGCCCCGAGCGGCCCAGCGGCCUUUGGUCACCUCACCCUAACCCGGACGGCCCCAGGCCCUGACAGCUCAGCAGGAGACAGGAACAGCGUGGGCAGCGAGGGCAGCAUCGGCAGCAUCCGCAGCGCCGGCAGUGGCCAGAGCACCGAGGGCACCAAUGGGCAGAGCACCAGCAUCCUCAUCGAGAAUGCCAGGCCUCUGCCCUCCACCGGUGACAACCUCCAGCAACACCUUUUGGGAUCAGAGCCACACAAUGGGACCUCCCCAGCAGGGCCACAGGGCCUCCAGACCCCAGGCAGCUGCCCCCCUGGAGACAGGGUCUUCUCCCACCAGUUCUUGCGUCCUGAACAGCUCCUCGAGGGGAAGGAUGCAGAAGCCAUUUACAACUGGCUGCGUGAGUUCCAGCUGGAGUCAUACACUGUCAACUUCCUCAGCGCUGGCUACGAUGUCCCCACCAUCAGCCGCAUGACCCCAGAGGAUCUGACAGCCAUCGGUGUGACCAAACCAGGCCACAGGAAAAAGAUCUCUACAGAAAUUGGGCAGCUCAGUAUUGCUGAGUGGCUGCCCAACUACAUCCCGGCUGACCUGAUGGACUGGCUCAGUGCCAUUGGGUUGCCCCAGUACCACAAAAAGCUGGUGAACAACGGCUAUGAUUCCAUCACCAUCGUGACGGACCUGACAUGGGAGGACCUGCAAGAGAUUGGCAUCAACAAGCUGGGCCACCAGAAGAAGAUCAUGUUGGCUGUCAAGAAGCUCAGAGACCUCCGCAAAAACCUCAAUCAAGCAGAAGCAACUCUGGCAAGACGCAAAGUCCCCGGUUCCCUGGACAUUGUCACCAUUGAGUCGCUGGAAAAUGGGGAGUGCCACUCCCCACACACGCUCAAAAUGACAACCUUCCAGGACAGUGAGCUCAGCUAUGAGCUCCAGACAGCCAUGUCCAACAGCUGCCACGACACCCUCGGCAUCAAGAGCAGCCAGGGAAUGUCACGGAGCCAGGAGAGCAUCGGGGUGCGGUCGCGGGGCUCAGGGCACUCGCAGGACAACGUGCUGUCCCGGCGCCUCUCCAGCCCCUCGCAGGAGAGCCUGGGCAGCGGCGAGAGCAGCAGCAGCAGUGGGCAGUCCUGUGCGCCCCCUCGCAGCAAGGAGAGCCCGGCCAGCCUGCCGGGCCGGCCCAGCCCCGAGCCCUAUGGGAAGCUUGUGUCCCCCGAGGGGCUGAACGGCUUUGCCAAUGGUGGCGGCGGGGGCAGCCCUCUCAAGGAGAGGAACCUGCCCGAAGGAACGGAUCAGUACGCCCGGCCGGUGGCUCAGAAAGGAGCCGGGACUCCAGCAGUCACUCCCUGCACUCCUCCCCAGACUCCCAGCAAGGGAACAGCCCCGUACGUCUUCAUGUACCCACAUGUCUCCUUGAAAUCCCCAACGGCCCCGUCUGUCCUGGGAGCAGAGCAGCCCAAGGCCCUAGCACAUCUCCCCUCCAUCUCCCCUGGACAGAAGAGCAGCCUGCAGACGUCAGCCCAAAAAGGCUUCUCCUACCUGCACAGCCAGUGUGGCCCCACAGAGCCACCCACCACAGCCCCCACGACUGGAGAGCAUCACAAUGGAGGCGAAGGCUUGAAACACAAGAAGCGCUCGCACAGCCUGAACCGCUACGCGCUGUCGGAUGGGGAGCAUGAGGAGGAGGAGGGGGCCCCCAGCAGCACCCUGGGCUCCUACGCCACGCUGACGCGGCGGCCGGGCCGCAGCCAGAUGCCGCGGGCCUGUCUGCAGGCGGAUGCCAAGGUGACCCGCAGCCAGUCCUUCGCCAUCCGGGCCAAGCGCAAGGGCCCUCCGCCGCCGCCUCCCAAGCGCCUCAGCUCCGUGUCCAGCGCCCUCACUGCCGAGGCAGACGGUGAGCAGCCCCCCAGCCCCGAGCGGCAGCCCACAGCCCCUCAGGACAUGGUUGACACAGGUGCCACCCCCAGUGAUGCUGGCCGUGGCAGGACAGUGAAGAGCCUGGCUGCUGCGCUGGAGGGAACACCAGGUGUGAAUCCUCCCAAGCCCCUCCUGGCCCCAAAACCACUGCACCUGACUCAGGACUCUCUCCCCCGGGCAGAUGUGGGUGAGGGGUCCCAUGAUGGCAGCGAUGCCAGCAGUGCCACACUUUCCGAUGGCAGCAGGGACCCCUUUGAGAGCGGCAAGCCACGGAGACGAACAGUGAGUGAGCCCAGCGCUCCUAUGACAGAGGUGGCUGCACAGGGUGAGCAGGAGGAUGCCUGCUCAGACACUGAGGAGGAGGCCAAGCCAGGGGUCUCCUCUUCAUCGUCACAGAACAGCUCUAGCGAGUGCAUCCCCUUUGCAGAAGAAGGCAAUUUAACCAUCAAACAGCGGCCCAAGCCCAGUGGGCAUUCCAAGGCUGAUGUGGCCGUGCCAGACAUGGAGCCUGGUUCCCAGCCAGCAGAACCCCAGGGCUCCACUGGGAAGGAGCCAGCAGCCCCCGCUGUCACCAAGGAGCCGCCCGUGCUGGAGUUCAACCUCACCGAGUCAGACACGGUGAAGCGCCGGCCGCGCUUCAGGGAGCGGGAGCCGCUGCAGGCGGUGCUGAAGGCGUUCAGCAUGGCGGGGCAGGCAGAGGCAGGGGGCACCUCCACACCCCAGUAUGCCCAGGCCCAAGCCGUGAGCAUCGCGGGCCCCCCCACCUCGGCACCAGCACCACAGCCCACUCUGGCUGGGGAUGCCUUUGACGAUGACAGUGUGGAGUUCAGGAUUGCUGAGAUAGAGAAAAGCAUCUUGUCGCUGGAGAAAGGGAUGAAGAAGGCCCCAAGCCCCACCAAAGCCCCCAGCCCCACAGAGCUGGUUGGCACGGCUGUGGUGAGGACACCCACUCCAGAUGUCCCUGCCAAGCACACCUCCGUGGCAUCCACCAAGCUCGUCUUCUCUGGACCCAAGACCAUCUAUCAGCAGGUCCUGCAGCCCUCCCGCCACACUGUUGCUCCCUGGGCAGCCACCGAGGCGGUGCCUGAUGUGGUCGGGUCCCUGCCCGGCCCUGGCUCACUGAUGCUGGAAACAGGCAGCAAGGUAUCAGCAAAGCCUUUGGCUGCUGCCCCGGGGGCCACCCUGGCCCAGCAGUGGCUGGAGCAGACCAACUCCAGCCUAGCUGCCACACUGCAGGCGGCCGAGAAGAAGAUCACAGUGGAGGAGGCAGAGAGCCACCCUGGAACCGUGCACUCGGCCAAGAACAUCUUGGAAGACAUCAGCAACAUGUUCGACGACCUGGCCGACCAGCUGGAUGCAAUGCUGGACUGAGGCUUGCUCCCUCCUUCCCCUCCCCACCCCUGGCUGCUCCAGCAGUGCCCUUCGUGAUGGGGGAAAAGUGGAUCCAGCACUGAGCGGUGCCUGCAGGUCUCUCCAGCCGCCUCCCUCUCCACACUUUGCACUGCGGCUGGGAACAAAGCUGCCCUCCUUGCCCACCCUUGGCUCCGUGUCACAUGUGACAGCGUGGCCUUGGGCCGGUUUCCGAAGGGGUCAGGCAUUUCCCACCGGACUGGAAGCAGGAGGAGAGCCCAGAGGGGCUGCACAUGCAGUCCUGGAGGCCACGGAGAAGCCCUUGCUCCCUUGCACAGAGCUGAGGAGCCUCCACAAGGGACCUUUCUCUUUCCCUACUGCAUUGUCAGAGUCCUGCGUCUUAUUAUUUAUCCCCUGCCAACAAUGUGUCACCGGAGAGACCUCCCCGGGCAGCUGCCAGGGCGCUGGCAAUUCACUGUGCAGCCGCAGCCCCGGCCAGGCCUGACAGCCGCUAAAAGAAGACAGGGCUUGUUGCAAUUUGGCAGCUUGUGGAGCGAGAAGGAGCCUUUCUGCUUUUUUUGCCGCUUUUCCAAACGCAUCAGCAUCGGGCAGCGUGGAAUCCAAGUGGAUCGAAAUCCCUUCAGUGGGACCCUCAGACCCCUUGAGAUGGGGCUGGCACAGCCUGCAGAGCAGCGGAUGCUCCGCCACGGCCAUGCUGGACAUGUGAGCCUUCCUGCCCCUUCCCAGAGUGAUGAGGAUGGUAAUGGCAGUGCCAAAAACCUGGGAAUUUGGGCCAGUCCGUCUGGAUCAUGCUGCUCAAUGGAGUUUGCCCUCUGCCAACACAGUGCCUACGCAAACCCCCACCCUGGUCCUUCUAGAGUGCAGCAGCAGCAGCAGCAGCAUGAUUAAUGCUUUUUAAAUUCUUUUCUCCCCUCCCUUAUCCCUUUUUUUGGGAGAAAACAGUCCCUUUUCCCAGUGGCCCUCCCUUCAGGGAGCUGCUGGCACAAACCCUGCCGUGAGCAUUGUUCAACAGUAGCAGCGUUUGGGACCCGAUCCUUCCUUCCCCGCGGCUCUGCAGCCAGCGGGGGAGCUGACCCCGGAUGCCAGCGCGGCCACAGCCCGGGGCUGCAGCGGAACGGCUGCGAGAGCGCUCUGCACCCGAGCGGGAGGAGCGGCUGCAUCGCUCCCAGACAGAUUUCUCUCGCAGGAUCUGCUCAGUAGUGCAUGGCUAAAUAUGUCCAAGAGCCCCGAACUUGGCUCGCGCUCGGCAUGCCAAGCAAAUGAAAGCAUCAGAGCACCAGAAGGGAACCGAAGAUUGUGCUGAAGUGCCAUUUGCUACAAAAAUUCCAAACAAAGGGAAAGAAAAUUCCACGCAUUUCCCUUUUCUUUAAAAAAAAAAAUCUGAGAGGGAGAAGGUGGCUGAGAAGGCAGCUGCUUCCCAAUCCUGUCGGGAGUUUGCAGCUGGGCUGGACUGUUUGCAGAACCUUGUGCUGUUGGAUGGGAAGGGGAGCAAAGCCCACCUGAACAUUCCUGAGGUCUCUGCUCCUGAGGGCAGCUAUGCCAUGGGCUGGACAGGCAAGAGGUGCCAGCCUGCUUUCUGGGCUGAAAAUCAAAGACAAUAAGCCCUGAAAAAAACCUAAAAUCCCGUUGUUGUCUGGGACUUGAGGUCAGUGUGAGGCAGGUAAGACACUUCUUCCCUGGCUCUGAUUUCUGUCCCACACUGAGUGCAUCCACUGCCUGUGUCUGAGUGCCACAUCAUGGACAUGAUGAUUUCAAAUAGCUACAACCAGUGGCACUUUAUAAAGAGGUUCACAGAAACCUUUUAAAACUGAUUUUUACUCUCAUGAGUCAACCUGGGACAAGCCCAGUUGGUUGGUUUUUUUUCCAAUGUUGAUAAACUGUAAAUUUUUUUUUAAAGGCCAAUGUAUAUAUUUUAAAUGUGAUUUAUUCUAUAUAUUUACUAACCAGAACUGCAAGUCUUGGGUCAGGGAUAAGAGGACACUGGGGUGGAGCUGCCGCUGUCUGAGCCACCUGAGGGCAGCACAACGCUGCUCUCAUUGUCAAUAAGGGAACUAAACAUUUGAUUUUGCAGAAGAAUGCCUAUUUUUUGAGCUCUAGAUCUCUAUUUUGAAGCUACUGUAUGGUGUGUAAGUUAUGUACACUGCAACUGGGACUAACUGACCCCGGCUGCACCUGCUCCAUGCAGCGAGACAGUGAGGGGAAAAAAUAGCCCGUGUAAUCACCAGACUGACAACAGAUUUUAAACCAUCUGCUCUGUUUGUGUUAAUCAUGUGUUUUGUUUUCCACUAACAUCCAUUAAGACUAAAUUCUAUUAAACAGUGGGGCAUAUUUUACCCUUUUGAUA
Messenger RNA from Motacilla alba alba, 12676 nucleotides. It is a transcript of the gene CASKIN2, whose product is annotated as CASK interacting protein 2. The coding region runs from base 5959 to 10332 and encodes 1457 amino acids. Lineage: Eukaryota; Metazoa; Chordata; Aves; Passeriformes; Motacillidae. The transcript is spliced from 20 exons. The record is from RefSeq and is a predicted model, not a curated record. Gene Ontology annotation, molecular function: protein binding.